Molecule: messenger RNA, 1972 nt
Organism: Thrips palmi
Lineage: Eukaryota; Metazoa; Arthropoda; Insecta; Thysanoptera; Thripidae
Gene: pn
Product: exopolyphosphatase PRUNE1
Exons: 8
Coding region: 516-1514 (332 amino acids)
Cellular component (GO): cytoplasm
Molecular function (GO): exopolyphosphatase activity
Source: RefSeq, a predicted model, not a curated record
UUGGCCCUGGCUGAGUUUCGGUAGCAGUUUAGGUUUAACGUAGUUCUGUCAUUUGUUUUCGAUGACAAAGCCGAUCAAGAAGUGAUAGCCCGGAAGUGACAGUCCGAUUCGUUUCAUGCAUGUGGUGCAACACAAGUUCACUCACAUGACAGAGCCAUCAACUGUGCACGCCUGCCUUCACUGGGAGACUGAGUGUUCACUACUCCUUGCUUGGAAUUGAGCAACUGAACCUUUACCUCUGACAAUCUUCUGCCCUUUCCUAACUUGACAGUUUGCCAAGACCAUGCACCUGAUUGGGUGCCAUUCGCCAUUCCUUGAUGGCUUGCCAGGGUCAUUUAUACUCGGUGCAUUUUCAAUUAAUGGUCUUGCAUAAAUUAGUUUUCUGAAUUUAAUUGCAUUUCUCAAAAAACCAUCUCACCGAUUCUCCUGCAUCUCUGGACAUUAUCCAUAUUAUACUAGGUAAUGAGUCAUGCGACUUGGAUUCAGUUGUGUCAGCACUCUGCCUGGGUUUGCUGAUGCACAGCCAAGGCACAAGAAGCUCAUGUAUCCCUGUGCUUAACAUUCCUCGUGAGGAGUAUGCUUUGAAGACGGAAGUGACUUAUUUCCUGAGCAAAAAUGGCAUAUCUGAAGACUUGCUAACUUUCCGGGACGAGGUGGACUUGGCGGCGCUGCACGCGGCCGGGCGACUGCGGCUGACGUUGGUGGAUCACCACGCGCUGCCGGAGCGGGACCGGCCCCUGUACGCCAGCUUGGCCUCCGUCACCCCCGAUGAGCCCUCGGCCGUGGCUGUCCUGGACCACCGGCCCCGGGACGCGGUGGCAGCGGCGGCCUGGCCCCGCGACUGCGAGGUGGUCAUCAACGUGGUGGGCUCCUGCGCGUCCCUCGUCGGGGAACGCAUCCUGGCCCUCGCACCCGAGCUGUUCGACGCGCAGGUCGCGGAUCUCAUCCGAGGCACGGUCCUCUUGGACACGGCCUGCUUCUCGGCGCAGGCGGAUCGCACCACCCCGUCAGACACAGCCAUCGUCUCGGCGUGCGAAGAGCGCGGCACCGGCCACGCGAGUGACCGCUCGGCAACGUUCGAGGACAUCAUCGCCGCGCGCAAAGACGUCUCCGAGCUGACGGCGCUGCAGAUCCUGCACAAGGACAUGAAGGUCGUGCGCGGGCUGCCCCUCCCCGGCAUGCCGCUGCUAGUGCAGGACUUCUUGCAGCGCGCCGACGCGGCGGAGGCCCUGGCGGCCCUCUGCGCCAAGCACCUCUCGGACGCGGCCGUCGUCAUGGGCAUGAGCUUCUCGGGAGAGGCGUCGUCCACCUUGAGGAGGGACAUCGCCGUCUACAGCGCGGGCGGCAAGGAGCAGCCGGCGAAGACGCUGGUGGAGGCCCUCCAGAAGGACGAGAGCCUGCAGCUGGUGGAGCGGCCGUGCGCGCUUCCAGGCGUGUCGCUCUUCGACCAGCGGAACACCAAGUGCUCCAGGAAGCAGGUGCUGCCCUUGGUGCAGGCGGCGCUGUCCGCCUAGAGGCGUAGCGGCUCGGCCCCGGGGGCCUCUACAGGCUCAGGCCAUCUCGCUGGACUGCAUUGCGUGGAUCCGUGGAUCGAAUCCACCACCAAAUCCGCAGCGCAGCGCCGCCGGGUCCUCCCCCACGGCGAUACCCCGCGCCGCCAGGGCGCCUCGUGGUUGCCGGCGCGGCCGCUAGGUGGCGCUGUACGCCAAGCUGCAGCGCUGCGCCGGUAAUCAAGGCGGGAAGGCUGCGCGCGAAACGCGACUUUUGGCGCGCGUCGCUCGCCGUGCGACGGACGAGGACGGACGAGGACAAGAAGACCGCGCUGCGGCGCUGUCUUUCUGCGUUUCGGAGCGCAAGGUCAGGAUGGGAAGUGUGCAGGCCGCCACGCGCCGCCCGUACUGCGCCAUGCCCUCUACUGUACAGAGACACAUCGCCGAUGCACUAGAUAAAUAAAUAAAUUGUGGGCCAGGUC